CAAGGAAGAUAUCAAAGAAGAGGAUUCGAGAGAGGAAGGUUAUCACAGAGGAUUUGAGAGAGGAAGAUCUCACAAUCAGAGAGGAAGAGUCGGGAGCAGAGGAACGCAGAGAGGGGGACUGAGGAGGAAAAUAAGGACACUUCAAAGGAAGUUGCAGUAUCAAUUAAAAAAAGAAAAAGUAUUUGUUGUGACCGCACCUCUAUCAUCACAGUAUGUGCUUUCACCAGCGCAGUACGUGCCUUCACCAACGCAAUACGCUCCUCCACCAACGCAAUACGCGCUUCCACCAACGCAGUACGCGCCUACACCACUACCGUCACCACCACCACCACAAUAUACGGCUUCACCACAAAUGUACGCGCCUUCACCACCACCACCACCACUUAUUUACUCGACUCCAGUACAGUAUGCGCCACAGUAUGGUCGGAGUUCAAAAGUCGCAGGAGCACGUUCACAGAUUUGGAGAAGGAAGAGAAACUUCUAA
Molecule: messenger RNA, 484 nt
Organism: Pseudomyrmex gracilis
Lineage: Eukaryota; Metazoa; Arthropoda; Insecta; Hymenoptera; Formicidae
Product: extensin-1-like
Exons: 2
Source: RefSeq, a predicted model, not a curated record